CAAAAACUUUGUUAGCUGCCUGCUAACUCUACUCCAUCGUCUGUCAAGCAAUGUUACGAGCCUGAAGCAGCACUUGUGAAAUCCUCGAAAAGAUGGACUGCAAAACAGAGGGUGACGGAGAAUUCUGCAGAUGGGCGAGUUCAGUGCUGGUGAACAGCAAAAAUGACCUUACAUCACGACUGCAACAGUUUGUGGAGGAUAGGAUGCAGACAACCAUGCUCACAGGUGUACUGAUUGGAGCUGCAGUCGCCAUCACACUGAUUGGGAUCGUGGUGCUCUUCCUUUACAGGAGAUAUAAGCUGGCUCGUGAAAAAGAGCCUGGCACACCACAUUAUCGCUUCAGAAAACGUGAUAAAGUGCUCUUCUAUGGGAGGAAGAUCAUGCGGAAGGUCCGGACGCUGUCCUCGAUUCCUCCUCCCACCACUACCUCAGUAUCAAAGCAAGUGCCACGCAUACGCAAAAGAACCAAAGUUCUAAGCAUAGCUCGCAAAAUCCUGAGGAUCCGCAAAGAUCCUCCCACUCUGCAGCCCAAGGAGCCCCCUCCCUCACUGCUGGAGGCUGACCUAACAGAGUUUGAUGUGCAGAGCUCAAACCUGCCCUCCGAAGUCCUCUACAUGCUGAAGAAUGUCAGGGUGUUGGGUCAUUUUGAGAAGCCCCUGUUCCUGGAGCUGUGUCGACACAUGGUGUUUAUCGAGCUGCAGGAGGGUGAAGGUCUGUUCAGGCCAGGAGACGAUGACGACAGCAUCUUCGUGGUCCAGGAUGGACGGCUUGAGCUUAGCAUCCAGGAGAACGAUGGGACAGAACCAGUGGUGAAGGAUGUGCUCCCAGGAGACAGCGUCCACAGCCUGCUCAGUAUCCUGGACAUCAUCACUGGUUAUCCAGCUCCAUAUAAGACUGUAUGUGCACGGGCUGCGACUCGCUCCACCAUCCUACGUUUACCUGCAUCAGCCUUUGAGUCUGUGUUUAAGAAAUACCCAGAGACACUUGUUCGCGUCAUUCAGAUAAUCAUGGUGCGGCUCCAAAGAGUCACCUUCUUGGCGCUUCAUAACUAUCUGGGCCUAACAACUGAGCUCUUCAAUCCGGAGAGUCAGGCAGUGCCCUUGUCCAAUAUAAACAAUGUGAUGGGAGAGGCGGCUUCUGGGAAGACGACUCGUCGUUUGCACUUCCAGGACGAGUUACCCGCUGGGACCACGGAGAGCCCCACAGAGACAGAUGGUGUAAAGGACAGCCCUUCAAAUAGCUACAGGAAGCCGCGAUCCACCUCGGCGCCCGCCGACUGCGCAGGUAUCGACCUGAACAUGGCUUGCGAACGAGCCCGAGUCACUAUAGAUGAAGCUCCACCCAGUCCUGUCAUUCCCAAAUCUAGUCUAAAGAAGAGUGUUACAAUGCAGCACACGCCCUCUGAAGUGUUUCACUACACAGACGGUGGGGGGCACUCUGAUGCCAUCUACCUCAGUAAGAGCUGCACAAUCCUCCAGGCUGCAAAGAGGGACCUGCUGGGAAUCAUCCAGCUGCAGGACCCCAGUCUGCUUGAGGGCAGAGUGACCCUCCAUCAAGUCAAAGCUGGCUCCGUGGUGGCUCGUCAGGGAGACCAGGAGGUGAGCAUCCAGUUUGUGAUUUCUGGCCUCCUCCACGUUUACCAGCGGAUGAUUGAUCGUGAAGAAGACACCCGUCUGUUUGUGACGCACCCUGGAGAGCUUGUAGGUCAACUCGCCGUCCUGACUGGAGAGCCGCUCAUAUUCACUGUUCGAGCUCAGCGAGACUGCAGCUUCCUCUCCAUUUCCAAAACCCACUUCUAUGAGAUAAUGCGUGUGGAGCCGCAGGUAGUGCUGAACGUUGCUCACACAGUGGUGAGGAGGAUGUCAUCUUUUGUCAGACAGAUAGACUUUGCUCUCGACUGGAUGGCUGUGGAGGCUGGCAGGGCAGUCUACAGGCAGGGCGAGAAAUCGGACAGUACUUUCAUCGUGCUGAGCGGUCGACUGCGCUCUGUAAUCAUGAAGGAAGAUGGCAAGAAGGAGCUGAUAGGAGAGUACGGACGUGGCGACCUGAUUGGAGUGGUGGAGGCCUUGACCCAUCAGAACAGAGCCACCACAGUGCACGCUGUACGAGACUCUGAGCUGGCCAAAUUACCAGAGGGAGCUCUCAGCUCUAUCAAAAGGAAGUUCCCACAGGUUGUCACCAGGUUGAUCCACUUACUAGGACAGAAGAUCCUCCAGCAGGUCAAUGGUCCUCUGACAGCUCGCAGUUUGGCCCUCCACACUCCUGGCAGUAAGUGGGAUGCAGGGAACCAGGCCUCCAACCUCUCCACUGUGACAGUCUUGCCUGUGUCAGAAGAAGUGCCUCUCACUGCCUUCACCAUGGAGCUGCAGCAUGCACUCCUGGCAAUAGGUCCCACUCUUCUGCUGACUAGCGAUAUUAUCAAACAGCGACUUGGAGUUGCAGCACUAGACAGUGUCCACGAGUACCGUCUGUCCAGCUGGCUGGGCCAGCAAGAAGACAUCCAUCGCAUAGUUCUUUACCAGACGGACUCCACACUGACCCCGUGGACACAGCGGUGCAUCCGUCAGGCCGACUGCAUCAUUAUUGUGGGGCUAGGAGAGCAGGACCCAGCCGUUGGGGAGCUGGAGCGUAUGUUGGAAGGAAGUGCAGUGCGUGCCCAGAAGCAGCUGGUGCUGCUGCACAGAGAAGACGGCCCCCCACCCAAAGGAACUGUGGACUGGCUCAACAUGCGAAGCUGGAUCUCCAGACACCUCCAUCUCUCUUGUCCCCGAAGGGUCUUCUCUAAGAGGAGCCUGCCCAAACUGAUGGAGCUGUAUCAACGUGUGUUUGAGAAGCCAGCAGACCGCCACUCAGACUUCUCCCGCCUGGCUCGAGUUCUAACGGGCAAUGCUAUUGCUCUUAUCCUGGGUGGAGGAGGGGCUAGGGGCUGCUCCCAGGUGGGGGUAAUGCGAGCUCUCUGCGAGUCCGGCAUCCCAGUGGACCUCAUUGGUGGCACCUCUAUCGGUUCCCUGAUGGGGGCACUGUAUGCUGAGGACCGAAGCCACAGCCGCAUGAGGAUGAGGGCCAAAGAAUGGGCAAUGGAAAUGACAUCAGUGUUUAAGAAGGUUCUGGAUUUAACAUACCCAGUCACCUCCAUGUUCACCGGUGCUGCCUUCAACUCCAGCAUCAGCAAUGUCUUCAAGAGCAAACAGAUUGAGGACCUUUGGAUCCCAUAUUUUAACAUCACAACUGACAUCACUGCCUCUGCCAUGAGAGUACACACUGAUGGUUCUCUGUGGCGGUAUGUUCGUGCCAGCAUGUCGCUGUCUGGGUAUCUGCCUCCUCUCUGCGACCCCAAAGAUGGACACCUGCUGAUGGAUGGAGGUUAUAUCAACAACCUACCAGCUGAUGUGGCACGCUCCAUGGGGGCCAAAGUGGUGAUAGCUAUUGACGUGGGCAGCCGGGAUGAAACCAACCUUACUAAUUAUGGCGACUCACUCUCAGGCUGGUGGCUGCUAUGGAAACGCCUCAACCCCCUAGCAGAGAAAGUAAAGGUGUUAAACAUGGCAGAGAUUCAGACUCGACUGGCCUACGUGUGCUGUGUCAGGCAGCUGGAGUCUGUGAAGAGCAGCGACUACUGCGAGUACAUCAGACCUCCGAUCGACAGAUACAGAACACUGGAGUUUGGCAAGUUUGAUGAGAUUGCUGAGGUGGGAUACCAGCAUGGAAAGACUGUGUUUGACGUGUGGGGCCGCAGUGGAGUGGUGGAGAAAAUGUUGAAAGACCGACACCAGGAGGAGUUCCACCACACCCAAAGCAAGAGUCAUGUGGUAACUUGUCCCAAUGCUUCCUUUACCGACCUGGCAGAAAUUGUGUCACGCAUCGAGCCCGUCAAACCUGCUCUUGUGGAUGAGAAGUCAGAGUACAACACUGACUAUGAAGAGGAGGCAGUGGAGAGUGCUCUGUCUGACAUGGAGCUAUACAAUCGCUAUGGAGAGCACACUGAAGGGGAGGAGACUGCUGACACGGAUGAAGAGGUGGAAGGGAGACACGCACGCCACAUUACCUCACUCACCAGCAGCAACCCCCAGUCUCCCACCGCCUCUGACAGUCCGUCAAACCACGAAGUCCAUUAAGUGAGGACCAGUCUAAUGAGCUCUGCUCGAUCAGGUCGUCACAAUUUAACCUGCCACAUUUUACCCUCCAGUCUGUCCCGCAUGACUCAAAACCUGUCCCCUGUCCCCUGCCCCCACGACCGUCGGCAUGACUGCGAUUACUAUUUUGCCCUCGGUAACCUGGCCUCGUUAGCUGUGUGGCUGACAUAACGAAUGUGCAGCCACUUUUAAAAAAAAUGAAUACGGACAGGUAGUAAUGUACUUAGCUGCAAUCCUAUGCAUUCCUAUUAUAUAAGAGCAGCUGCAAGCUCUAUCAUUUCUCAUAUUGAGAUAGUGGAGAGUGCAUCUGUAGCUUUACAUGAAUCACAUAGACCAAGAUAGAAGGUAGGAGAGGUCGGGAGAUACUAUUUCCAUGAAAUAAUAAUUACAUGAGUCAAGGUGUCAACUUCGGCUGUUGGUUGAUUACAUAAAGAAGAUAGAUUUGAGAUAAAGAUUCACUUCACCUCACUUCUGUUAUCUAGACAUGCAGAUAGUUUUGACGUAUGCAUCUCUGAGAUUUCUGCCACACACAACGUUAAAAGAUACAAGACAAAAAAAAAACUGGCACGUCCAAAGAAAAAUGAACAAAAGGAUAAGACAGAAAAAAAAGUUGCAGAUUUCCUUUUAAUUUAGAUAUCAUCUCAUCAUCUCAGGCCACUGAAAAUCUUUCAAAUUAAAGCACCAAGAUGGCAUAAUCACUCUUUGGUUGCCCUGCUAAUAAUUCCUCUCCACAGUGACGUGUUGAGCAGUCACAAGUAGGCAUUACUGUAUUAUAAAAGUGCAGUCAGCGAUUCUAAUCUAAAUGACUUUGUGUCAUAUUCAGCAAAGAUCUCACGCUCCACUAGCUGUCUGCUCUGUGUGGGCACUGAAGAAAAAUAGACAGAUUUGUUAGAUAGAUAGAUAGAUAGAUAGAUUCAAAAUACUGAAUUCAAUUCACCUCACUUGUAUUUGGAGUGGCAGAAAUCUCAGGGCAAAUAACACCAAAACUAACAACAUAGCUAGAUACCCUGAGAGGAAAGUAAGACUAACAGUCAGUGGCUACUUCAUCAGGUACACCUGUACAAUCUAAUGCAGUCCAAUACAACAGCUCUGUCAUAACAUCGAUCUAUAUAAAGCUAAUAGCGCUCAGUUAUUGGAGACAGUGUUGGAAAUGUGUAAAUUCAAUUAGAUGUUCAUAAUUGAGGUCAAAUGAGGUGUUUCUAUUAUUUUGUCCUCCCUAUUUGCAUACAUUAGGAGGGCAGAAUAUUAGAAACACCUCUGCAUAUAAUGCAGUCCAGUACAACACCAUCAUAUGACCUCAGUGCCCAAAAGAAAACUGAUUACAUGCAUUAUAAAAGUAGACUUUUUUGCAUAACAGUUGUAUUGGAUUACAAUAGAAUGUAUGAUUGUACCUAAUAAAAUGGCAUGUGAGUAUUGCAUUGAUGUAUUAAGUUAGACUUGACAAAAAUCAGAGCCGCUCCUUAUCGUUUUGUGCAUUCAGUCUACGUAACGAUCCACAUCAGCAAGCCUGAUGUAAAAACAGAAAGCGAGCAAAACAAGCAGCGCGCUCUGCGGCCAUGGCUGUCAGCACAGCUUUGUCGCACCCAGUGUGCCAGGGACAUGGAGGGAAGUAAUGAUUGCAAUCCACUUCAAAGCACUGGUUUCCCCUCUCAGCUGGCGAGAGAAGCCUCCCCCCCACCCAUCUGUUUUCUGGCUCGAAUCUAUCAGACACAGACUGAGCGGCAGACAGUGUGGAUCUGUCGAGUGAACUGUGACGCUCCGCUCGCCUCAGUACAGUUUAUGCACAGGGGCUAUUUGCAGCAGCGGGGCAGAUCUUCACAGGAACACAUUGUAACACGAGUUAUUUGGCUUGUCAAGACAUGCUUUAACUUUUUUUUAAGUGACUUGGAUCAGAUUUUUCUUUUCAAACUGCCAUUACGAUGAUCAGAUUUUUGUUGCAUACAUAAUAUUAUCUGAGUAAAAUGAAAAGAGUCUCUGUAGGUCUUGCUUUGAUUUUCUUAACAUCCGUUUGGCUGAUUGAUUAUGCACUUAUGAAGUGUAUUGCUGAGGACCCAAGGGAGUGCGAGCCCUUAAAGUAGAUCUGUGGAACAUUUUAUCAGUAUUGUAUUAUGUUCAUACUGUGUAGCAUAUUGAAAAGGGACCCCCGGUGUUGUAGUCUAGACCAUUUAAUCCAAGACCAAGUCAUAAGCAGUCAUGAGUCAAGGCCAAAGUGUAAAUUUAAAAUAAGAAAUGAGUUAAGUUAUUGGAUGCAUUAUUAUUGCAUCAUAUCACUGUGAUGAUGUUAGCCAACAAAUCAAACAAUGCACAGACAAUGUAGUGAUAUCCCCCGCAGCUGUGGACUCGACCGGUCUUGAAACAAAAUCCUGCAUACUCUUUAGUCCCGUUUCCAUCAAACAUGUUCAGUAUGGUACCUUUGUAACCAAAAGUAACCCUUCAGACAUGGUACCUAGACCCUAGUGUUUCCACCUCAAACAGUACUCUUAAAUGUGAGUGGGGUUGUUGUCACUCACUGCUCCGUCCAGCACUCACUGUAUUUCCUCAUUCCUCAUUACCAGUGACACCAGUCUGCAUCUCGUUUAUCGUCCACAGAACGGGGUUGCACACAGGCCCAGAUCAAAAUAAAACAGGCUGCAGUGAGAGUCUCUCUCCAUGGGAUAUUUAAAUUUUUCCCACUUGUUAUGUGUAUGUCAUGGGAGAGGCAGAAAAACAUUCAUUGUAUAGUUACAAUUUACUAAUAAAACUCUCCACGGUAUGAACAGUGGCUACAUGAAACCAGCCACAACUCAGCCUUGAGCAGAGUGACUGUCCUCUAUUGACCAAUCAGACUGCAGUGUUCACAGC
Molecule: messenger RNA, 6974 nt
Organism: Epinephelus lanceolatus (giant grouper)
Lineage: Eukaryota; Metazoa; Chordata; Actinopteri; Perciformes; Serranidae
Gene: pnpla7a
Product: patatin-like phospholipase domain containing 7a
Biological process (GO): lipid metabolic process
Cellular component (GO): endoplasmic reticulum
Molecular function (GO): phosphatidylcholine lysophospholipase A1 activity
Source: RefSeq, a predicted model, not a curated record